AUGUUUCCACCACCCCCCGCCGCGCUCGAUUGGAAAGACAUUGGAUUCAAAGUCCGUGAUGUCAACGGCCAUGUGGAAUGUCAUUACUCCCAGUCGGGCAAUGGCCAGUGGUCCGCUCCUCGAUUCGUGCGCUCUCCGUACCUCUCGAUUCAUGGGAUGGCCCCCGGUCUCAACUACGGCCAACAGGUCUACGAGGGUCUGAAGGCGUUCCGUCACGCCGACAACAGCAAGAUCACCAUCUUCCGACCCGAUCGAAAUGCCAAACGCAUGCAGAAAUCCGCCGAGGUCGUCUCCAUCCCUCCCGUGCCCGAGGAUCUCUUCCUCGACUGUGUGCGACUGGCGGUCGGGGCCAAUGCCGAAUUUGUGCCUCCCUUCGAGUCUGGUGCCGCCAUGUACGUUCGACCGCUCCUGUUCGGAUCCUCCGCCCAGCUGGGUCUGACCCCUCCGGAUGGCUAUACGCUGGCGGUGUUUGUGAUGCCGACGGGGGUGUAUCACGGGGCGAGUGCGGUGGAUGCGUUGAUCCUGGAGGACUUUGAUCGCUCGGCACCUUUUGGCACGGGCAAUGCCAAGGUGGGGGGCAACUAUGCGCCCGUUCUCCGACACAGUGAUCGCGCUCGUCGGGAAGGGUUCGGGAUCACCUUGCACCUGGACAGCGCGACCCGGAGCGAGAUCGACGAGUUUUCCACCUCCGCCUUUAUCGGCGUGAAGCGGAUGGGGGAGGGAGUGACUGUGGUGCUGCCGGAUAGUCGCAAUGCGAUCGACUCGGUGACGGCCGCAUCAGUGGGUGACAUUGCUCGCCAUCUCGGCUAUCAGGUGGAGAGGCGACCGGUGCGUUACGAAGAGUUGAGUCAAUUCGACGAGGUGAUUGCCGCGGGGACGGCGGCGGCCCUCGUGCCGGUCCGGAGCAUCACGAUGCGCUCCCAGGGCGACAAGUUCGGAUACAUCUGUGGCGACGAGGCGCAAGGUGGCGAGAUCUGUGUCAAACUGCUGCAGACUCUGCGCGGCAUUCAGUCGGGCUCGAUGGCCGAUCCGAUGGGUUGGAACUAUGAGGUGACGGCGCCGCCGAAGGAGUGGAUGGAAGAGGGGGCGGAACAAAAGGUCGAUCAAAGUGGAACGACGGUUCCUUGA
Messenger RNA from Penicillium oxalicum, 1128 nucleotides. RefSeq names its product branched-chain amino acid aminotransferase. The record is from RefSeq and is a predicted model, not a curated record. Lineage: Eukaryota; Fungi; Ascomycota; Eurotiomycetes; Eurotiales; Aspergillaceae. Gene Ontology annotation, biological process: branched-chain amino acid metabolic process. Gene Ontology annotation, molecular function: branched-chain-amino-acid:2-oxoglutarate transaminase activity. The coding region runs from base 1 to 1128 and encodes 375 amino acids. The transcript has 2 exons.